AUGUCUACCGUCGUCCGAAUGGACAGUCCGCAACGUCCCUCCUCGAUCAUCAGCAGCGAGAAGAAGGUCGGCGAUGUUGUCACCGUCGAGGCGAUCACGACCGAGGUUCAGCUCGAGCGCAACUUCUCCUUCCUGUCUGCGCUUGGGCUUGCAUUCUCUCUACUGAACUCAUGGACUGCGAUGUCGGCGUCACUGCAGAUCAUCCUCGGGUCCGGUGGUCCGGUGGCCAUGGUGUGGGGGCUCGUCGUGUCUUUCGUCGGCACGAUCGCGAUGGCCAUCUCCCUCGCCGAGAUCUGUCACGUGUAUCCCCUCUCCGGAGGGCAAUAUGACUGGAGUUGCUGGAUGACGUCUGCGGCCUGGACGGCGCUGUUCGCUGCGGCGGGCUCGCUCGGCGUCUCAUAUGUGCAGGGCUGCAUCUCGCUCUGGCAUCCGGACUAUGGAGCGCCCCGAUGGCACACGUUCCUCAUUCUGACGGCAUUUGUCGUUGCCGUUGCCGCGCUCAACAUCUUCGCUGUGCGCUUGCUCCCCAUCCUUGACCGCGCCGCCGGCAUUACGUCUAUGAUCGGCAUCGUCGUCAUUAUCAUCGUGCUCCUCGCAUGCCGCGGCGCUAAGACCGGCGACUUCCAGAGCGCCGGCACCGUCUUCGGCCAGUUCACGAACACGACGGGUUGGCCCGGCGGCUUUGCUUUCAUCCUCGGCCUGCUGCAGAGCACGCUCGGCCUGACUGCCUUCGACGCCGUCAGCCACCUGGUGGAGGAGAUGCCCAAGCCGGCCAUCAACGCGCCCAAGGUCAUGGUUCUCGCCGUCAUCAUGGGCGCCAUCACGAGCUGGAUCUUCAUGGUCGUCUUGCUCUUCACUCUGACUGACUGGGACGAGGUCCUCAACACUGUGUCCGGGCCCCUCCUGACGAUCUACAACCAGGCGACGCAGAGCCGGGUCGCAGCCCAGAUCAUCGUCAUGUUCAACCUGUUUGCCAUGUUCGUCUGCAUCCAGUGCGUGUGCACUGUCAGCUCCCGUGUCAUCCUCGCAUUUGCCCGUGACGGCGGCCUGGGCCAGGCGUCCCGCUUCCUCUCCCCCGUGCACGACAGGCUCAAGACCCCCAUCUGGUCGGUCGUCUUCGUGUCCGUCUGGGUCGUCAUCUUCGGCCUGAUCUACCUCGGCUCCAGCGUCGCGCUCAACGCCAUUCUCUCCGCCGCCAUCCUCUUCAUGCAGAUCUCAUAUCUGAUCCCGAUCCUGCUCGUGUGUGUCCGCGGCGACAAGGCGUUUGCGGGCCACAGCCGCUCCUGGACGCUGGGCAAGUGGCGCCGGCCCAUCAACAUUGUCGCCCUGUGCUUCGCGACCCUCACCAACGCGUGCUUCAUCUUCCCCCCUGCGCUCCCCGUCACGGGCGAGUCGAUGAACUACGCCAUCGUCGUCUUCUUCAUCGUCAUGAUCAUGUGCACUGUCACAUGGUUCAUUCACGGCAAGAAGCACUACGAGGGCCCGAGCGAGCUCGAGGUGCGUCUUGCUAUGGGCAAGAGCGCUUAA
Trichosporon asahii var. asahii CBS 2479 is the source of this 1527-nucleotide messenger RNA. RefSeq names its product choline transporter. Bases 1 to 1527 code for a protein of 508 amino acids. Gene Ontology annotation, molecular function: transmembrane transporter activity. NCBI's taxonomy places the organism in Eukaryota, Fungi, Basidiomycota, Tremellomycetes, Trichosporonales, Trichosporonaceae. Gene Ontology annotation, biological process: transmembrane transport. Gene Ontology annotation, cellular component: membrane. The transcript has 5 exons. The record is from RefSeq and is a predicted model, not a curated record.